AUGUACGACCAUGAUAUUGUGUAUGGAAGCAGCAUGCAAGAUCAACCUCUCUCAGAGCUGGACAAUUUAGAAAAGUGGGGCGGCCAAGACGAAUCCGGUCCUGAAAUCAAUAAGAUGAACGCAGAAAUGAGUGGAAUUGACGAUAUGGACGAGCAGGGAAGCAAAGACGAACCCAGUCUUGAAAUUAAUCAGAUGGAUCUAAAAGUGGGUGAAAUUGACAAUAUGGAAGAGCGAGGCAGCAAAGACGAACCCAGGCCUGAAAUCAAUCAGAUGGACGCAGAAAUGAGUGGAAUUUACAAUGUGGACGAGCAGGGAAGCAAAGACGAACCCGGUCCUGAAAUAAAUCAGAUGGAUCCAGAAGUGGGUGAAAUUGACAAUAUGGACGAGCGGGGCAGCAUAGACGACCUCGGUCCUGAAAUCAAUCAGAUGGAUCCAGAAGCGAGCGGAGUUGACAACAUUCAAGAUGAAAAUGAUCCCGCGACUGAGGAACCAACAACGGAGGAACCUAUCAUUAUCAUAACAUGUGGACCACCUAAAAAGCCUGAGACUAACGCCCCACCGACUGAGAAACCUGUUACAGUUGCUCCACCCACGAAGAAGCCCGUACCUAAACCUAAACCUAAACCUAAACCACCUGUUAAGAAACCUAAAAGUUUAGCUUUAAUUGAUAAAGACGAAGAGGUCGAGGACGAGGUCGACGAAAUAUGA
Molecule: messenger RNA, 708 nt
Organism: Pocillopora damicornis (cauliflower coral)
Lineage: Eukaryota; Metazoa; Cnidaria; Anthozoa; Scleractinia; Pocilloporidae
Source: RefSeq, a predicted model, not a curated record